AUGGCAAUGCCCCAGGGGAACGCCGUCUUCCCACGAAGCCAUGUCGGUUUUGACAGCAUCACCCAACAAAUCGAAAAGAAACUUCUCAAAAGAGGCUUUCAAUUCAAUGUCAUUUGCGUCGGUCAAACUGGCUUGGGCAAAUCAACCCUGAUCAACACCAUCUUCGCAUCCCACCUGAUCGACUCAAAAGGACGCCUGCGGCCUGAUGAACCUACCCGGUCAACCACUGAGAUACAGACCGUUUCACACAUUAUUGAGGAAAAUGGUGUGCGACUAAGAUUGAACAUUGUGGACACUCCUGGAUACGGCGACUUGGUCAACAAUGAUAGGUGCUGGGAUCCUAUCGUUAAAUAUAUCAAGGACCAACACUCUGCCUACCUCCGAAAAGAACUCACCGCCCAGCGAGAACGCUAUAUCCAAGACACUCGAAUUCACUGCUGUCUUUUCUUCAUUCAGCCAUCUGGACACGCCCUCAAACCUAUCGAUAUUGUCGUCCUCAAGAAACUUUCUGACGUCGUCAAUGUCGUCCCUGUCAUUGCAAAGGCCGACUCGCUGACCCUGGAAGAACGCCGUGCUUUCAAGGAGCGCAUCAAGGAGGAAUUUGCCUUCCACAAUCUGAAGAUGUACCCUUACGAUAACGAAGAGCUGGACGAUGAAGAGCGGGCUACAAACAGCACCAUCAAGGACAUUAUUCCAUUUGCAGUGGUUGGCAGCGAAAAGACUAUCAUUGUUAAUGGCAAGCAAGUCCGUGGCCGUCAAAACAAAUGGGGUGUCAUCAAUGUCGAGGAUGAAAACCACUGCGAAUUUGUCUACCUCAGGAAUUUCCUGACCCGAACACAUUUGCAGGAUCUGAUCGAAACCACCAGCCAGAUCCACUACGAGACAUUCCGAGCCAAGCAAUUGUUGGCCCUCAAGGAAAGCAGUGCAGCAAGCGGUAUGGCUGGAAGCAGGCCUAUCAGUCCAUCCGCAGACAGAGAAUUGAGCAGAGGCUCACAACGCAUGACCAUGAAUGGAUACUAG
This is a messenger RNA of Exophiala bonariae, 1020 nucleotides long. RefSeq names its product Septin Spn2 (gene SPN2). Gene Ontology annotation, molecular function: GTP binding; molecular adaptor activity; GTPase activity. The record is from RefSeq and is a predicted model, not a curated record. Gene Ontology annotation, cellular component: cell division site; septin complex; septin ring. The transcript has 4 exons. Bases 1 to 1020 code for a protein of 339 amino acids. Lineage: Eukaryota; Fungi; Ascomycota; Eurotiomycetes; Chaetothyriales; Herpotrichiellaceae. Gene Ontology annotation, biological process: intracellular protein localization; cytoskeleton-dependent cytokinesis.